Messenger RNA from Trematosphaeria pertusa, 1143 nucleotides. RefSeq lists its product as uncharacterized. Lineage: Eukaryota; Fungi; Ascomycota; Dothideomycetes; Pleosporales; Trematosphaeriaceae. Gene Ontology annotation, molecular function: protein binding. The record is from RefSeq and is a predicted model, not a curated record. The transcript has a single exon. The coding region runs from base 1 to 1143 and encodes 380 amino acids.
AUGUCGGACAACCGUAAGCGAGCCAAGUCCAGUAAUGGCCAGCAUGGUCAAACUCUAAAGAAACAUCGAUUGGCGGUCGAGGUCGGCGACUCCGCUCACCCGUCCAAGGAGCACGCUCCCGGAGAUCCAGAACAUUCAGUCGCUCCUGCAAAGGACAAAGAGAGAGCCCUAGCGCCAGGCCCUGUCCCAAAAGUCUCCCUUAUUUCGCUCCCGGACGAGCUCCUCCUCAAUACCGCUAAGGCCCUCAGCUCUCAGCACUGCGACACCGAUCUCUUGACCCUGGCUGUCGUCUGUCGACGCUUCCGUGGCAUCGUACAAGAAGUCGCCUUACAGCCCGGCGGCCUUCUCGAACCGAGGAACAUCUGGGUGCUCGUCCAGGCGCUGCUCCCGAACCCCUCGUUGGCGGAAGCCAUAACCCAGCUGCGUUUGACUUCGUUGGAUGUCCGGUCGAGUCGCGAGCUGGAACAGUCCGACGACGAGAAGCGAAUCCGCAUCACCGAGGAGGACUACGCCAUAUGUUGCGACAUCAUCCGCAAGGCCCGUCCAGGGGAGAACACGAAGGCCUGGGAAUGCGCCGUCAUGCUCGAAGACAGCUUCGCCUCAACCGGUCUGUCGCUAAUCCUGGCCAUGGCAUCCAAUCUGACGAGUUUGUCCAUUGGCGCCAGCACUAUCAUAUACCUGCCGCUGCUGGCAAACUUGCUCCGCUCGGGCGACGAAAUGAUGGGCGUGAUCCAUCUCAAGUGGCACCACCAAGCUCUCUCGUCCCUCUGUGAGAGGCUGGAGGUGCUGGAUAUCGUAGAUGAUAGCGAGUACAAGAAGUUGAUGUUCGCCCAGGGAAUGCAUCUACGAUUCCACCGCUUUCGAAAGCUGAAGCGGCUACAUCUGCCUAUGGGAAGCGUCGUGCCUCGGCCUAGAAGCAACACUCCUGGCCCGCAUAUAACUGUGUGCAAGGCACUUCCUAGGAGCCUAGAGUAUUUGCGUCUGUACGUCGGGAACUUGCCGCCAAAAUACCCUUUCGGAUGGGCGGAGCGAGUGAUUGACAACGUGGAGGACUGCGGUGAUUUGCGGCGCGUGGAAUCUGGCGCGUCCAACGCAGUGGACUUUGUUGUUACGGGAAAUGGGCGGUUCUCUAAGGACACUUGA